ACUGAACUUGAGACUUUGAAACUCUUCUCUUCGGCGAUUCUGCUACAGUGCCGCUCUGCGACUUGCCGCGGUCUUCCCUUUUUCGCCGAACAAGAACUGAUAAAGAAAAGUGUUGACCACCAUGGCUUCGUCGUACCUUCCUGCGACAACAGACUCACUCAUUCAGGCUUCCGAGGCAAAAAAUCCAUCUGAGUCCCUCUCUGUCCUCUAUAGCAUCCUCAACAACCCUUCAUCAUCUUCUGAUCCUUUAAGGAUAAAGGAACAUGCCAUCUCCAAACUUUCUGACCUGCUAAGACAAGAGAACAGGCCUGAUGAUCUCAGAAACCUUCCCAACCAACUGCGACCCUUCUUUUCUUUGAUACCCAAGGCAAAAACCGCCAAAAUUGUCCGUACUAUUGUUGACACAUUGGCCAAAAUACCUGGCACAUCUGAGAUUCAGAUCGCCCUUUGCAAAGACAUAGUCCAGUGGAGCCGUGAUGAGAAACAGACCUUCCUUCGCCAAAGAAUAGAGGCUAAACUUGCUUCACUGUUGAUGGAAAGCAAAGAGUAUGCCCAAGCAUUGACUCUCCUUUCAUGUCUUAUCAAAGAGGUAAGAAGAUUGGACAACAAGCUUUUGCUCGUGGAGAUCGACUUGCUAGAAAGCAAGCUUCAUUUUGCGUUGAGAAACAUUGCAAAAGCAAAGGCUGCCCUGACCGCUGCCCGAACUGUGGCUAAUGCUAUAUAUGUGCCUCCAGAUCAGCAGGGCUGUAUAGAUCUGCAGAGUGGUAUUCUCCACGCAGAAGAGAAAGACUAUAAAACAGCUUACAGCUAUUUUUACGAAGCUUUUGAAGCUUUUAAUGCUCUUGAGGACCCACAGGCGAUAUAUAGCCUCAAAUACAUGUUGCUUUGCAAGAUCAUGGUUGGCCUAGCAGAUGAUGUGACAAGCAUUAUAUCAUCACCUAAGGUUGGGUUGCAGUAUCACGGACCAGAGCUGGAUGCGAUGAAAGCAGUUGCUGAUGCUCACUCGAAACGGUCUUUGAAGCUGUUUGAGAUUGGGCUUAGGAAUUUCAAGGUACAGCUGGGUGAAGACCCAAUUGUCCACCGCCACCUGUCAUCACUCUAUGACACACUGCUGGAGCAAAACCUCUGCAGGCUGAUUGAGCCAUUCUCAAGAGUCGAGAUUGCCCGUGUUGCCGAAUUGAUCGAGUUGCCAGGGGAACACAUUGAGAAGAAGCUGUCUCAGAUGAUUUUGGACAAGAAGUUUGCUGGAACUCUUGACCAGGGCACCGGAUGCCUUGUCAUAUUUGAUGAUCCGAAGACGGAUGCCAUAUAUCCGGCUACGUUGGAGACCAUCUCAAACAUGGGCAAGGUUGUCGACAGUCUUUUCCUAAGAUCUGCGAAGAUUAUGGCUUGAUUCGCGAUUUCAGGCAGCAUAUAUAUCAGGAUUUCAGGUUUUUUUUGGGUUAAUUACUUGACCUCUUAUGGCGACUGGUAACAAUUAUACAUUUGAAUUUAUGGCCUCUUUGCAUUCUAUGUUGAACAUGUCUGUUAUUAUGGUUAAAACAUCAUUAGUUAUCACAGUAACUUCUUUAUUUACAUGACUACCACUACUCUACUAUUUAUUAUCCUUCCUUGUAUCCCAUGGUGAAAAGUAAAAUCUUCUAAGGGUG
Cuscuta campestris is the source of this 1649-nucleotide messenger RNA. NCBI's taxonomy places the organism in Eukaryota, Viridiplantae, Streptophyta, Magnoliopsida, Solanales, Convolvulaceae. The record is from the annotation of a GenBank genome assembly.